AUGCUGUCACGAAGCCUCCAUCGCCACGCCUCGACGGCGGCAGCUAUUCCCCGUCGCGCCGUCCGAGCUCUGAGCACAACUCCUGGGAUGCAAUCCAAGACGCCUUCGAUGGGAGACAUCAAUCCCUCCAGGGCGCAGAUUGACUCGUUCAACAGGAAGCAGCAAGAGUUCCGGGAGAAGCUGGCGGAGGCGCAAAAAGAGCUUGGAGCACGUGCGUUGUCUGCCAAUUCUUCAAAGUCCGAGAAGCCGGACCAAAGCUCAUCCAAGAGUGAUGCAGGAGCUACCGCCGCAGCUAGCCAGCAGGAGCCUGGGCGUAAAGCAGGCCCUCUGGCGAACCUCAUUUACGGCACCAAGGAAGGCAGGGAGAUGGAAGCCCAGCUCCAGGCCAGCUUCAGUCAGGUGCUGGCUCGCGGCAAGUACGUCCACUCUAUUGUCUUCCACGAGGUGAAGCCCGAGAAGGUAGACGAGUACGUGGACCUGGUCGGCCAUUUCUAUCCCAAGAUGGCCAACACUCCCGGAAACAAGGUCCACCUCGUCGGCAGCUGGAGAACCGAGAUUGGCGAUUGCGACACCUUUGUGCAUAUUUGGGAGUAUCAGAAAUAUCAAGGCUACCACGAGUCUCGACACGCCAUUAGCCACCACCCAGAGUUUGCCGAUUUCGACAAUAAGCUCAAGACGUUGAUCAAUUCUAAAAGGAUUUCGCUCAUGCAAGAAUUUUCCUUUUGGCCCACGAGCCCUCCACGACAGCUGGGAGGCAUCUUUGAGCUUCGCUCGUACACGCUGAAUCCCGGGAACCUGCUGGAGUGGGAGUUCCACUGGCGACGCGGUCUCAAGGCCCGACGCGAGGUCAUGGAAGGCGUCGGUGCCUGGUUCGUGCAAAUCGGCGAGCUCAACACUGUUCAUCAUUUGUGGCAAUUUGCCAACCUCGAGGAACGACGCGACCGUCGAGAGAAGAGCUGGCAGAUCGAGGGAUGGAGCGAAACAGUUCACAAGACGGUCCCGCUCAUUCAGAGCAUGAAUUCUCGAGUCUUGAUUGCCAUGCCUUGGUCGCCAGUUGCGUAA
Ustilaginoidea virens is the source of this 1062-nucleotide messenger RNA. RefSeq lists its product as uncharacterized. NCBI's taxonomy places the organism in Eukaryota, Fungi, Ascomycota, Sordariomycetes, Hypocreales, Clavicipitaceae. The coding region runs from base 1 to 1062 and encodes 353 amino acids. The record is from RefSeq and is a predicted model, not a curated record. The transcript is spliced from 2 exons. Gene Ontology annotation, cellular component: mitochondrion.